UCAUUGAACGUCUGAAAUUCAACUUAUCAUCUUUACCACUCUGCAAUCUCCUUAACAUCUCUUCAGCAGCAUGUGCUACAGAAUGUGUUAUGUUUUUGACCGGUGCUCUUUUUCAGAAAAGCCGUUUGUGCAGUGUGUUGAUUUUUAUAUUUCUAUCCCAGCUGCAUAGCGAUGGACAUUCUAGUUCAGACCAAGAUUCCAGCUUGGACCGUUGGAGGGGAAUGAGAUCUGCCUUGAGUCUGAGAGAUGAUUUUGCAGAUUCUGAAACGUUCCAUCAAUCCCUGGAAGCACUGUUGACCUGGGUCUGUGAGAUAGAAGAGCUGACAGCCAAUCAGAAGCCUCCAUCUUCAGAGGUCAAAGUGGUGAAAGCACAGCUACAAGAGCAGAAGCUCCUGCAGCGCCUCCUGGAGGACCGGAGGCAUAGUAUGGAGACCAUGAUGCUGGAGGGCCCUCAUAUGGCCGAGGUCUUCCCAGGCAAGGAGGGGGAGCAGGCCAGGGUCCAGCUUUCCACUCUCAGACACAAAUGGGAGGCCUUACUGGUAGAUGCCGUGAACAGGCGGGGCAGUCUGGAGCUCAUCCUGCCCAGGGCAAAGCUCUUCCAGGAGAGGGUGGACAGCCUGCAGCAAUGGCUCAUCUCUGUGGAGCAGGACCUGGCCGAGCUACGCAAUGCUGAGAGGGAAAUGCUACACCUCCCCGAGGGUACGGAGAAAGCCAAGGCUGUGGUGGAAGAGAUCAAGGCGAAAAACACUGACUUGGUGAAAAUUCAACAGAGCGGUCAUGAUCUCAAGGAGAUGAUUUCAGAGGAGGAAGCCCAGCAGGUGCAGGAGCGUGUGGACAGCCUGAGGAUACGCUGCUCAGUGUUGAGCCUGACCAGUGGUGACGUGCUGCAGAGACUGGAGCAGGCCCUGGAGGCAUCCAGCCGCUGCACCUCCAGCCAGGAAGACCUCCACCUGUGGCUGGGCCGCAUCGAGAGGGAACUGCUGGGGCCUGCUGGGGGGCAGACUGGGGGUGGAGACACGGUGCUCUGUGCUGCAGAGAGACAGAGGUUGGAGCAGGCUGUGGUGAAGGAGAUGGCCUGGUUCAGAGACACUGCCCUGAGCCUGGAGCAACUCAAAGCUAUUACUCUGGAGCCUGAGCAUAUCUCUGCCCAACUCUAUGAACAGAAGAUCCUUGCGGUGGAGAUUCUGCAACACAAGUUCAACAUUGAGAAGAUGGUGAAGAUCGCUGAAAUCUUGCAGACAUACGGUGAUGAAGGGGAAAUAGGGGACCUGCAGAUCCCAUUGGAUGCCUUACAGGAACAAUGCAACACCACAUCAGCCACCAACUCCCAUGUGGUCCUGCAGCUGGAGCAUGCCCAGUCCCUCUUGGUCCAGUUCACUGAGGGCCUUGCUGAGGUGUCACCGUGGCUACAGGAAACCCAAGCGCUCAUUGGCCAGCUCUCCCUGAGCACCAUUAGCUACAAGGCAUUCCGAGAACAACAGGACCUCUUACAGGGCCUAAGGGAGUCCAUAGCAGAGCAUAGACCUCUGAUAGCACGGCUGUGCUCGCUGGGGAAACGUCUGUCAGAGCUUAGUCCCGCCCAGGGGAAGGAGUUAUGUCAUAGCGCCACAGAGCUUAAGGAGCAGCACAGGGCCAUCAGGGACAGGGUCAGAGAGGCUGCCAAUCUACUGGAAGAGUCCCUGCCCAGAUACACACAGUUGAAUGAGAGGAUGACGCUGAUUAGAGAGAGUCUGGAUGGUCUGCUUGGUCACAUGCAGUCCCCAGCCUCUCUGCAGGGUCAGACCCCACGCAUCCAGGAGCAGCUACAGGACAACAAGCACACUCUGGCUGAGCUCUCCAAGCUGGAACUGGGCCUACGGAGUAUAGGGACCCAGGCUGAUGAGCUCCUGGCCAACACACAGGCAGCUGGGGACGCCUCCAUUGGUACAGCAAUCCAGGAACGGGUGUCCAGCCUGACUCAGCAGUGGGAGGAGGCUCAGAGGCAGGCUCAGGAGAGAGAAGGCUGGCUGCUCAACCUGCUGGACCUGGCUCUCAAGUUCUGGAGCGAUGUUAGUGAUGCGACGGCCGGCCUGCACGAUGCCCAACAGGCUGUCCUGGACCUGAACGCCAGCAGGACAGACUCAGAGACCAUCCGCCAGAGCCUGGAGACUAUGCAGACACUCAGGGAGGACAUCGACAGUCUACAGGGGGACCUGGACACGCUUGGCAUUCUGGGAAUGGACCUGAUGUCAGCAUGUGGGGAUACAGACAAACCUGAUGUCACCAAGAGCUUAGAUGAGCUCUACUGCACAUGGAACAACCUGAGUAAACUCUGGAGUGAGUGUCACAAAACACUGGAGGAAUCUUUACAGAUGGCUCUACAUUACCAGGACACCAUGCAGGGGCUUUUCGAGUGGCUCAAGUCAGCAGAGCUGAGAUCCACAGAGGAGUUCUUGGUAGGAACUGACCUGGAGUCAGUCAAAGAGCAGCUGUGUGAUCUCAAGGAGUUUAAACGGGAGCUAUACCAGAAGAAGAUCGAGAUGGAGAGCCUGAACCACCGCUUUGUGUGCAGGCUGUCUCCAGGCUCUGAGCGUCCCGGAUCUGUCUCUCCCUUGUGUGACUUCAGACAGCGCUGGGACAGCCUGGAGGCAGAGACUGUCAGCAGACAGCAUCAGCUGGAGUGUUCCCUGCUGGGUCUGGGUCAGUUCCAGAACACUCUGGAUGAGCUGCACACCUGGCUCGCCCACACAGCCGACCUCCUCCAGGGCAGUCGGCCAAUCAGCAUCGACCUGCAGGCAUGCGAGAUAGAGCUGGCCAAACACAAGGUGCUGCGUAAUGACGUCAUGUCCCACAUGCGUACGGUGGAGUCUUUGAACCAGGCGGGGCGGGGCCUAUUGGAGGUGGGGACUGGGGACAGCCCUCACGGUCUGCACCCACAGCUGGAGCAGCUGAAUGAACGCUGGGAGUUUGUCCGCUGUGAGACAGAGCGCAGACAGCUGGAGCUGGAGAACAACCUCAGUCAGGUCCAAGAUGUUACAAUGGAGAUCCAGGAUCUUCUUCAGUGGUUGGAGAACACAGACCUCAGGCUGUCCUCCAGUAAGACAGUGUGGGGGAUGCCUGACUUUGCCAGCGAGAGGCUCAACGCACAUCUGGAGCUGUGUAACGAGAUGGACUCCAAGCUCCAUGCCUACACAGACGUGAGGAACGCCAUCCGCAGGAUGUUGGAGAGCGGCAACGUGACCCGGGGCUCCAGCACGGAACACAGCCUCUGUAUCCUGGAGCAGAAGUGGACUACCGUCUACGGGAAAGUACAGGACCGCAAGGCUAAGCUAACCGAAGGGUUGAGCCUGGCAAAGGAGUUCCACUGUAAUGUCCAGGAGCUGCUGACCAGGAUGGCCAAGUAUGAGGAGGCCAUAGGAGACCUGCCUGCCCCCAGCUUCGUCCUGGACACAGUCUGUGGCCAGCUUCAAGAACACCGGACUCUGGUGAGUGAGGUGAACUGCUACGGUGAGAAGAAGACAGUGGUGGAGACUGCAGGCUCCAGGCUGACCGAGCUGAGCAGGAAGGAGGACUGUAACGUGGUUCACAACCUGAUCAUGACCGUACAGGACCGCUACAGGAAGCUUCACCAGUGCACCACAGAGAGGGGCCGAACACUAGAGGACGUCAAGAAGAAUGCAAAACAGUUCAGUGAAUCUUGGCGCCUCCUAGUGGACUGGAUGACUGAGGUGGAGCAGACGCUGGACACACAUAAAGAGAUCGCCGCGGACCACGAGGAAAUUAAACUGCAGCUCACCGAACAGAAGGACUUCCAGAAGCUUCUGCGCUCGAAGCGACCUAUGUACGAGGCCACUCUAAAGAGUGGGCGGGGCCUCCAUGAGAGGUCUCAGAGCGCCCAGGACAGACAGCACCUGGAGAACCUGCUCUCUGAGCUCCGGGACUCAUGGGAUACCAUCAGUGGCAAAUCCAUGGAAAGGCAACACAAACUGGAGGAGGCACUGCUGUUUUCAGGCAGAUUCACAGACGCCCUUCAAGCCUUGAAUGACUGGUUAUACAGAGCAGAGCCACAGCUGGCUGAAGACGUACCUGUCAGUGGGGAAAAAGACAUGGUCAACAAUCUGAUCGACAAGCACAAGGUGUUCCAGAAGGAGUUGGGGAAGCGAGCCGGGUGCAUUAGGACCCUGAAGCGCUCGGUGAGGGACCUGACCAGGAGCAGCACUGCUGAUGCCCAUUGGUUGCAGGAGCAGAUGGACGAAUUGGAGGGACGCUGGGAGGAUGUGUGUAAACUGUCCGUAUCCAAGCAGGCCAGGCUGGAGGCAGCCCUUCAACAGGCUGAGAAGUUUGACAGGAUGGUCCACUCCUUCCUGGAGCAUCUGGCGGAGGCAGAGAGGGUGCUGAAGUACGGGGUCAUCCCUGAGGAGGAGGAAGCUCUGCUGGCCUUUCGCAAACAACAUGAGGUGUCAAUCACUUCCCUGAGCUUCCAGGAGAUGGAGCUAGAGAGCAUCCAGUGUCUGAGUGAGGAAAUCCUGUCCUCCUGUCACCCAGACUCCAUCAUCACACUCAAGUCCUGGAUCAACGUCACCAAGACCCGCUACGAAGAGGUGCAGACUUGGGCCCAGCAGCAGGGCCAGAGGAUCCAGGCCAGCCUGUCUGCUCUGGAGGAUGAGCGGGAGAAUCUGCAGCGCCUACUGGACUGGAUCUCAUCCGCCGAGGAGGCCCUCGACCUCAGAGACCAGGAGCCACCGGCUGAAAGCAUAGAACACAACCAGGAACUCAUCGUCCAACACAUGGUAUUCAUGGAGGAGCUGAACCGAAAACUACCAGAUGUAGAACAUGCCACAAAAUCCUGCAAACAGAAGCUGAUCCCCAAACAGCAGGCUUCGCCGUGCCGCAAGGCACUGACAAAGAGGAGGAGCACUCUGAAACUCCAGCCUAUAGUAAUCCCUCUCCCCCUGGAGAACCUGAACCCUCAGACCCCUCAGCUGAGUCAGCUGGUCAGCCACUGGCAGAAACUCUGGCUCCUGGCUCUGGCCAGACAGGGCCGCCUAGAGCAGCACGAGCAGAGGCUCCAAGAGAUGGAGGAAUUUGCGAACUUUGACUUCAACGUCUGGCGAAAGCGCUACAUGCAGUGGAUCAGCCACCUCAAGUCUCGGAUCCUAGAUGUGUUCCGAAACAUCGACAGGGACCAGGAUGGACGAAUCAGCAAGAAGGAGUUAAUCGACAAUGUCCUGGCAUCCAAAUUCCCCACCAACUCCCUGGAGAUGAAUGCAGUGGCCAAUAUCUUUGACAUGAAUGGGGACGGCUUCAUUGACUACUAUGAGUUUGUGAGUGCCCUCCAUCCCAGCCGGGAUCCCUACAGGAGGACGCUAGAUGCAGAUCAGAUCAACGAGGAGGUGAGUCGACAGGUGUCUCAGUGCAACUGUCCCAAGAGGUUCCAGGUGGAGCAGAUCAGUGCCAACCGCUACAGGUUUGGGGAUUCCCAACAGUUGCGGAUGGUGCGUAUCCUGCGCAGUACCCUGAUGGUACGAGUGGGAGGAGGUUGGACAGCACUUGAUGAAUUCCUGGUCAAGAAUGACCCUUGUAGAGUGAAAGGUCGGACGAACCUAAAGAUAAAGGAGAAGUAUUUAUUCGACAACUCCCAGAAAGGAGGCUCGUCUAAAACUCUGACGGUCAGCAGGUCCAACUCCAGCCUGAGUCUCUACAGCAGCGCCUCGGCUCCAAGCAGCCCCCUAACACGCAAAGCCUUACUGCGGAGGAGUCUCUCAGGCGACCGCUGCAUCCGGCCCAGGAGCUCCAUAGCUGCUCUGGGGUCAGAUCUACAGUUCUCCACUGCGGAUGAGGAUUCUUUUUUGCAAUCAGAGGAAGCUGAAAGACUGCCCACAUGAUGAGGAAGGUAUGUCCACAAUGCGCAUCAUGUGAACGCUACAGUGAUGAGCUCCACUACAGCCUUGGGGUCCAGAGAGAGAGAGACCAACAAGACAAGGCCUCAGUCACAAGCCCAUAGACUGCCACUAAGGGGAACUCCACAAUCUUCAGAAGUGAUACAAAAGGGCCUGAUUCUCUAUUGGACACUGUGUUUGUAGGCUCUGUGAAGAGCCUCUGAUUGUUCAGCUAGGGAUAUGGACAUGACCUCUGACCUAAACCUGGACAUAUCCCACUACACUCCUCUCUGAGUCAUUGUAUUGAUAUAGUCGUCAUUUCGAUCAUCUAUAUCAAUAUGCAACUUCAACACUGGUUUUCCGAAUUUGACAGAGUCCGAGGAUAGAGAUACUGGAACAGUCUGCAUGGAUACACAUUGCAUGACGGUUAUCAGUAUAGAUUACAAUCUAGCUUCAAUAUUUGUUUCACCCUGUGCCCUUAUAAUGAUGUCAGGGCAAGCUGCGAUCAAGCAACGAUGUGGCCUGAAGCUAAAUCACAAAACUCCACAAGAACAAACACAUGUAUUAGCAGAAACUGGGUUUUCAUUUUCGAAGCUAUAUAAAGUCAGGAUUUCAUCAGCGACUGUCAUAAUUAGUUCCUUUAUGUUACUGUGUGUAGUGCAUUUCUCCUUUUAAAUAAGUGUGUCUGUAAAAUGCGCUCACAUGCAAAUUCGUGAAGGUGUGCUAGUAUGCCCUGUGUUUAGUAACAAGACACAGACCGUCCAAAAGAUGACUCCAAAAAACCUACACAGCCAAUGAAUGGUUCCAUCAUCUUUCACCGUGGUAAUUAUUUUUCCACGACAUAAUAGGAAACACUAGCUUGGUCCCAGAUCUGCUUGUACUGUUUCGCCAACAACGUCCAUAGUAGUUGGCAAGCCAGCACAAACAGAUCUGGGGCCAGGCUAAGGAAACACUGCUGGCGGGGCCCACAUUGCUAUUUCAUGUUUCCACUUUAACCUGAACUGUUGCUACACUGUUAAAGAUUUAUUUUUGACGUCCUGUUCAAGUAUUGUUUUAAAUGCUACAUUUUAAGAUCAAAAAAUGUAUGAAGAUGCGUCAUUAUUUUGUUGAGAUUAUUUUCUCAGGUUUGGUUUUGCCUUUUGAUGUUUAGGGGUUCAAUGUUUAAGUGGAACAUUACUGUGAUAUUGUAGAUGUACUUUUUAUGUUACUGCUGUAUAGUUACUGGAGGUUUUAUAUGGCAAGUUAUGUUCUUCACACAUUAACUUCUCCCCCUGAAAUGCACUUUUUAUUUACUGAACUACAGUCAGUGCAUCGGUUUGGUUCUGUAUGUGUGUGUGUGUGUGUGUGGUGACACAUUUUCUGAUUUCAUUCACUUAGCUUCAGUGUUUAGGACUAGAGAAAUAGACUGAUGUUUAUUUUAUUUACGAUGAACAACUGUAUUUCUACAGGGUUUCACGGGGUGUGACCCUCCCAAAAUACAAAAGUGUAGUUCUCAAUGAGAUCUUGACUUUCUUUCUUCCAUUCGGGUCUUAAUACGGACUAUUUUAUGCAAACCAACAUAUUAAUUUACAGUUGAAGUCGGGAAUUUACAUAAACUCGUUUUUCAACCACUCCAAAAAUGUAUUGUAAA
Messenger RNA from Oncorhynchus tshawytscha (Chinook salmon), 7488 nucleotides. RefSeq names its product microtubule-actin cross-linking factor 1. Gene Ontology annotation, molecular function: calcium ion binding; structural molecule activity; microtubule binding. The coding region runs from base 90 to 5864 and encodes 1924 amino acids. The record is from RefSeq and is a predicted model, not a curated record. Lineage: Eukaryota; Metazoa; Chordata; Actinopteri; Salmoniformes; Salmonidae. The transcript has 38 exons. Gene Ontology annotation, biological process: intermediate filament cytoskeleton organization; cytoplasmic microtubule organization; wound healing. Gene Ontology annotation, cellular component: cytoplasm; intermediate filament; membrane.